Molecule: messenger RNA, 1396 nt
Organism: Pollicipes pollicipes
Lineage: Eukaryota; Metazoa; Arthropoda; Thecostraca; Pollicipedomorpha; Pollicipedidae
Product: zinc finger CCCH domain-containing protein 18
Exons: 2
Coding region: 46-897 (283 amino acids)
Source: RefSeq, a predicted model, not a curated record
GCCAGAAGCCAGCGCCGGCGGCGUCGGCCGCGCGGAUCCACAGCCAUGGGUCGCAUCAGCUGGCUGACGCUGCUGACGCUGAUGAUCAGCUUGAGCUUCACCUCAUCUGGGCCCGUCGCUGGCGUUGCUCGGUUCCGCUCGCGACCGCCGCCGACCUGUGACGACUACUGUCCACGUCAGCGGUGCACGGUCGGGGCGAACGGCCGAAUCCUCUGCCUCGGCGUCCCUCCCCGCCUCGACGACGACGAUCGUGGACCAUGCCGGUGCCGUACCAGAAGUGGUAAGCGCUGCAAGCGCUCCAAGUCCAAGCGCAAGUCGAAGUCCAAGUCGAAGUGCCGCUGCACAGGAGACUGCGGCUUCCGCGGCUCUGGGCGAGGUCGGACUGUGUUUGUCCGUGACCCUGCCCCGGCAGUGUCCGUGCCCGUGCCCGUGCCCGUGCCCGUGCCCGUACCCGUUUUUCAUCGGCCCCCGCCCCCGCCCCCGCCUCCGCCUUCGCCUCCGCUUCCGGUAGUGCCCGAUCCUAAUCCGGUUCAUUUGCAGCCGGUGCCGGUGCAACCGGUGCACGUGGUGCCGGUGCCGGUGCCGGUGCGGGUCGCAUCCCGGGUGACCUGUAAUGACCUCUGCCCCGGCCAGAAGUGCACGGUGACCGCAGACGGCCGGCCGCACUGCCUCGGAACACAGCCGUCGGACAGACGGGGACGCCGCCGCUGUCGUCACGGCAGGAAACGCAACGGACGUUGCAGGAAACGCUCCGGCUCUGACUCCAGCUCUGGCUCCCGUUCUCGCUCCGGCUCUCGCUCCGGCUCUCGCUCCGGCUCUCGCUCCGGCUCCAAAUCACGCUCCCGCUCCGGCUCCAGAAAGAAACACUACCGCUGCAAGUACAAGGGCAGGUGCUGAGGGGCGCCAAGCUUCGCCGUAGUUCUUGGCUCUUCUGUUCGCAUGUCUGCUCUGAAACGACGCGGCGCUUUCCUGACGGCGUUCUCAUUCAUCGAGAGGUGGUCUGACGGUUAUCUUGCAGCCCAAAAGAAUGAAGCAUUGCGCGAAUUUUUGCGUCGAAACACUUCUGUUUUCUCCCUAAAACCGUGCAGGCAUGAAUAUAAACCCUUAUUUCCGGCGUCAGAACGUUAUGGAAGAUGCAAUAUUAACCUGCUAAGAUGUCAACGCUUUGCUGCCAUCAGAUUUGGAUCAUUAUUAUCUUGGCUGCUAGUUGAUGCAGAGCAUGGACGAUAGAACAAAGUUGUUGGCUGAUGGUUUACAACGGCGGUAAUAGGAGAUUUACCCCUACAGAGAGCAUGCUUGCUGAAUUAUUACUCUGCAAACUGUUUCGUGGCGGCCUGGUCUUCUGUCUUUCUGUCUGUCUCAUGGCCAUGAAGUGAAACCAUUGCUGCAUUUCAGA